AUGCAAGGGAGCCGAUGUGGCAGAGGACGUGGCUUCGGUGGUGCUGGACAUGGUGCAAAGAAGGACGACAACUCUAUCGACCAACAAGGAGGUACCGGUUGGGGUCGUGGUGCGAAAUCUAGACGCGGAGGCAAGUCGGGUGCUGGUGGCAAAAUGAAAGGGAGUUGCUGGACAGAAAACGGCGCGAACAUGGUCGCUGAUUCGUCCGACAACAACCCGAAGGGCAACAGCGAGCUGCACCCCCUGGACUUUUGGGUGUUGGACACGGGUGCUGCUUGGACGAUGACGCCGCGCAAGGACAUGCUAGACAACGAACGCACUGCACCGAUCAAUGAGGUGUGCUCCGCCUCUGGACACAUGUUAAAGGAGGCUGGUGCAGGACGAGCUGCGUUUAAGGGAGCGGAUGGCAAGCCGAUGGUGCUGCAGAACGUUCUCCUCGUCCCCGAACUAAAGGCCAACCUUAUCUCGCUCCGUAAGCUUGGCAAGGCUGGGGUGAACACCAACACGGAUGGGGCUCGCACGUACAAAGGGCAGCUGGGCAAUCGGGUGCUUUGGGAUCUGUAUAAGAGCAAAGACGUUGUGGCUGGCAGGAGCAAGAAGCCGUUGGAGCUAGUCCACAUGGACUUGGUGGGGCCGCUGCCGGUGCAAGGGCACAAGGGGGAGCGGUAUUUCCUUACAAUUGUGGAUGAUUGGAGCAGACUGAUGUGGGCAUAUCCGCUGAAGCAGAAGGACCACGCCGCCUCCAUAAUACAGGAUGAUUGGCUGCCAUUCGUGGAGAAGCAGGCAGAGUGUGUAGUGAAGCGGAUUAGGACAGACCAGGGUGGUGAGUUCCUUGGAGCUGAAAUGACAGCCUGGCUCAAGAAGCAGGGCAUCCAGAGGGAGCUGAUCACGGAUUACAGCCCACAGUCCAACGGUGUAGUAGAACGGGCGAACUAG
This is a messenger RNA of Closterium sp. Yama58-4, 936 nucleotides long. The record is from the annotation of a GenBank genome assembly. Lineage: Eukaryota; Viridiplantae; Streptophyta; Zygnematophyceae; Desmidiales; Closteriaceae.